AUGACGGUGACUCCGUCUACUUCCGAUGUCGCUGACAAGGCAGUUUCGACGGACGAUGGCAGUGGAAUGGAGGUGGCACGUCUCGAAGCUGUCCUCGCUGCUUUGGUGGAAACAAAGGUGGAGGCGAUUAAAGCCUCCUCAACUUUAAAUAAACGUUCUGGUAGUGCACCAGCUAGUCCUCGUCGGCUUAGAUUAACUUCCACCUCAACCGCUUCCUCUUCGCUGAAUCAUCACCAUCAUCAUCAUCAUCAUCACCACCAGCAUCGAAGAAAAAGUCAUCACUACCAUCACCAUCAUCAUCACCAUCAUCGUAAGAGGCAUGAUUCCGCGCCUUGCGACGAAUUCAUCGAAGAUGAGCACUAUCAACAUAAUUCACAUCGUGGUAAAGCAAGACGAAGAGCAUCGGAAAGUCCACGGCGUCCGAGGAAAAAGCGCAAACAUUCGAAAAGUCCAAACAUCCUUCACGGCGUAGUCCAAGACGUUCAACUCAAUUCACGGUUCGAGCUCAUCGGAAUGGAUGGCGAUCAAGAUCUCGCACUGAUAAAUUUCGAAAGGAUUGGAGAUACUUUCAGUGAUUCCUGCGAAUAUCCACAGUUACACCAAAGUGCCUGCUACUUUUCCCAAAGUACAGCUCAAUUAAAGAUCCACUACGACAACGACGAAAACUACAUGGCGUUAAACGUGGCGGACGAAUUAGAAGAAGAAGAAAUUUUGAGCGGCAUCGAGAAAAUCGAGAAGGCCCGAGAGAAGUAUCAUCAACCGCGGAAGAAGCGAAAGCGGAAACGGCAUAAAAUUAAGACUACAAUUCCACGAGAAGAAUUCGUUGAUCCCGAAGAACUUCCUCCACGUGCACGGUGGACGAUCGUCGCGACUGCUUGCCUCCUUCUUGCCAUGUCUUUGCUGUUAGUUGGUGUUACGCUCAGAAUGGCACCAAUUAUAGACGAUAUGGUGCGCAAGGAAAACGAGGAACUAUUGAAUUCUCUCAAUAGGGACUUCUCGGCCGUAAACAUAACAAUACCUCCCUGAGGAAGGUGUUUCGAAGCAGAGGAAUAACUGGGUUUGAUGGGCUUUUUGGAAAAAGUUGAGCCAGAAGAAGAAAGUACACAAAUGUAAUUGGACAUGGAUCACGCACAGAACAGAAUCACGACGGCAGCUUCGCUUUAGAAUAUCAGGAUGGACUUUUUAAAAGCGAUGGCGAAAUUUUAUUAUGGUAGUAGCUACGAAUGUAUUCGAGAUAUUUUAGAUCCAAGUCAGAGGAUACAGAGUUUAAUUUGUUCGUGCCUGCGCAGUGUACACGGCCAAUUAGUCAGUUCCACCAAUAAUAAAAACUUUUAAUUGUUCCCUGCUUUUCAAAAGAUAACUC
Messenger RNA from Dufourea novaeangliae, 1363 nucleotides. Its product is annotated as transcription factor MafB-like. Bases 1 to 1026 code for a protein of 341 amino acids. The record is from RefSeq and is a predicted model, not a curated record. Lineage: Eukaryota; Metazoa; Arthropoda; Insecta; Hymenoptera; Halictidae. The transcript has 4 exons.